Molecule: messenger RNA, 1941 nt
Organism: Cajanus cajan (pigeon pea)
Lineage: Eukaryota; Viridiplantae; Streptophyta; Magnoliopsida; Fabales; Fabaceae
Gene: LCR
Product: Galactose oxidase/kelch repeat superfamily protein
Molecular function (GO): protein binding
Source: RefSeq, a predicted model, not a curated record
AAGGAAGGGUUGCUAUAAUAAAGCUGAAAGGCAUGGGAAGAUUCUCUCUGAUGAUAAGAGGACAAAAUAAAAUGCGUGUAAUGAGCAAUGAGAAAUAGUUGUUAUAGAUAGAUUUGGGUGGUUAAAUAAGUAGGGUUAAGAAAAGAGAAAAUAGAAAAAAGAAUGAAUUAAGAGAAAGUAGAAAAGAUGGGUUGAAAGUUGAAAGUUGAUAGUUAUAAAUAAGAAAAGUGGAGCGCACGGGUGAGAAGAGGAAGGAUAAGUUGAAUCGGGCAUGGAAGGGCUGGCCAUGCUGAAGCAAGUAAUUGGUCAGCUCCAUUACCAAUCUCUCAUUCGCAACACUCUUCUCUUUCAACAACCCAGAUGGACCUCUCUUGACAUUGAAGAUAGCUCUGUAGACGACUUUUGUGGCCUUGUAAUGACAACUGGAAAGUCUGGCAGUUUCAGGAUGUCAGAGCCUCUAAAGCCUCCACCUCCCAAGAAGUCUCGAAGAGAUAGAAGCAGGGGCAAAUCAUCUGGAAGAUCCAGUGCUACUGAAGUUAUGGAACAAGAAAUUUGGAAAGAUUUUCCUGAAGAUUUAUUUGAGGCUGUGAUUGCACGACUUCCCAUUGCCACAUUUUUCCGCUUCCGUUCUGUCUGUCGGCAUUGGAAUUCCAUGCUGACUUCUCAAAGUUUUUCUCAGCAUUGUACUCAAAUCCGACAAGAAAAUCCAUGGUUUUACACCAUUACCCAUGAAAAUGUGAAUUCGGGAGCCAUGUAUGACCCUUCUUUGAAAAAAUGGCAUCACCCAACUAUAUCAACACCGCCCACAAAGUUGAUUGUUUUGCCAGUGGCUUCUGCUGGGGGUUUAGUUUGCUUUCUUGACAUUGGUCAUCGAAACUUCUUUGUUUGUAACCCACUGACUCAAUCCUUCAAGGAGUUGCCAGCUCGAUCAGUUAAGGUAUGGUCUCGUGUUGCUGUAGGGAUGACAACAAAUGGAAACUCAACUGGUUCAGGCUACAAGAUCUUAUGGGUGGGUGGUGAUGGAGAAUAUGAAGUGUAUGACUCAGUCAGAAAUUCUUGGAGUCGUCCAGGAAACAUGCCUGCGGGUAUGAAGCUGCCAUUGUCACUCAACUUUAGGUCUCAGACCGUCUCUAUUGACAGCACGCUUUACUUCAUGCGUUCAGAUCCAGAAGGGAUUGUUUCCUAUGAUAUGGCAACUGGGGUUUGGAAACAAUAUAUAAUCCCAGCGCCAUUGCAUCUGACCGACCACACUCUGGCUGAGUGUGAUGGCCAGAUCAUGCUUGUGGGUUUGCUCACAAAAAAUGCAGCUACAUGUGUAUGCAUAUGGGAGCUGCAGAGAAUGACACUCUUGUGGAAGGAGGUUGACAGAAUGCCAAACAUAUGGUGCUUGGACUUUUAUGGGAAGCACGUUAGAAUGACUUGCCUGGGGAACAAAGGCUUGCUCAUGUUGUCACUUAGAUCAAAACAAAUGAACCGAUUGGUUACUUACAACAUAGCUAGGAAAGAAUGGCUGAAGGUUCCCGGGUGCGUGGUGCCACGUGGGAGAAAACGACAGUGGAUAGCAUGUGGUACUGCAUUUCAUCCAUGCCUGACCGCAGUGGCAUGAUUUCACUUGUAUCUCUAACAGCAAUGACCUGCCAUUUUCCCCCUCCAAUGUAGUAGUUCUUUGCAAUUUGCAGGCCUUUGGUGGUAUUGUACGUAAUCCUAAUGUUCAUUGCUGGGUUAACAAAGUAGAUGAUAAUAAUAUGGGUUUGUAGUGAUUCACGUUUAUUCAUACUCUCAGACAUGUAAACAUUACUUUAGUUGUGUUACGAAUGCCUCAUCCUAGGAACACCUUGGUAAAAGGCGAUAAAACUGCAGUUUUUUUUUAUGUAUCAGUAAGUGAAUGGUUUUUGUUCUUAUGUUUGUCUUCUAGAUGAAAGUAAAUAUAGUUUUCGUAUU